AUGGCUGAACCAAUUGCUGGCCAGUUGUGCUUCGGUGGUCUGCGACUCACGCAACUCCAACAACGAGUCCAGGUAGGUGCUGGCCAAAAUGUCAGUGAUGCGAACGAACACCACACGCAGUGGAUCCAGGAAGAAGAAGAAUUUGCGAACGGCUGUGCACACGUAGAACACGUGAAACGACGGUUCCAACUGGGAGAGCUGUGUUGA
This is a messenger RNA of Opisthorchis viverrini, 207 nucleotides long. RefSeq lists its product as hypothetical. The transcript has a single exon. The record is from RefSeq and is a predicted model, not a curated record. The coding region runs from base 1 to 207 and encodes 68 amino acids. NCBI's taxonomy places the organism in Eukaryota, Metazoa, Platyhelminthes, Trematoda, Opisthorchiida, Opisthorchiidae.